Penaeus vannamei (Pacific white shrimp) is the source of this 2457-nucleotide messenger RNA. RefSeq names its product E3 ubiquitin-protein ligase Hakai. Gene Ontology annotation, biological process: regulation of cell adhesion; protein ubiquitination. Lineage: Eukaryota; Metazoa; Arthropoda; Malacostraca; Decapoda; Penaeidae. Gene Ontology annotation, molecular function: ubiquitin protein ligase activity. The record is from RefSeq and is a predicted model, not a curated record.
CCUUAUUAACCACUGAUGGCGGAUAAGAAAAAUAAAAGGAGAGGAAAACAUGCAAUGGCAACUAACACCAGAAGCACAAGUGGUACCAAUGGUAACCCACGACAGCGGACCCCCCAGAACAGGGGGGAUAGCCCAGCCGAUGACAGUAGCCGAAAAGAUGAUGGGGAGUAUGAGGAGCAGCGACGCAGCCGCGGCCGGGGGAGGGGACGAGGGAGGCCAAGAGGACGAGCACGAGGACCUCCUAGGGGUCUGCGUGUCAACAAGAGAAAUAAGAUAGAGAGUGAGGAAGAGGAAGAAGAACCAGCUCCUCCGCCUGUAGAUGAGAAUGAACCUCCCAAAGCGAAACAGUAUGACCAAGAUUGUGACAUAUCAUCGCUUGAGGCUCCAACCUUCACCACGCUGGACAGAGGACCUCCUGCCCCCAUGCUUCGGCUGUCCUGGGACCAUCCUGUCAACCUCAUUGGCGAGAAGGUCUUGUCCCCACGGAUCCAUAUCUGCGACACCUGCAAUAAGCCUAUCCUCAUCUACGGAAGAAUGAUACCCUGUAAGCACGUAUUUUGCCUUUGGUGUGCCCGUGGGGAAGACCGUGUGUGUGCGAGAUGUGGAGAGCGUGUGGCCAGAGUGGAGCAGAUAGGCCUUGGAACGGUAUUCAUGUGCAACUACAAUAUAAAUAAAACUGUUUGCAAACGCACAUACUUAUCUCAGAGGGAUCUCCAGGCUCACAUAGACCACCGGCACAUGAAAGUGCCUGGGGCAACAGGUCUGCCAAAGGAGGAGAUGAAAGAAGAGCGUUUGAGCCACAGAGACCCAAGGGGAGAAGGCAGGGACACGAGAACUGAUCCGAGGGGAGACAUCAGACAAGACCCAAGGGCUAUGUCAGAUCCCAGGGUGAGCAAGGAAGGCUACGAACACAGGGACUCCUAUUCCAGCUCUCAGUUCUCCCGGCAGGGUUCAGGGCAGUUUGGUUCUAAUCACGGGCAGUCUCACCAAACGGCAGGCAACCACCAGGCAUCCUCUCAUCAUAUUUCAGUGAUUCCUGUAAUGACAACAGCCAGAACCAAUCUCAUCACCGUCCCACUACAGGACCAGCCAGAACACUCGUCACACUCCUCCUUCCAACAUUCUGGGCCAUCACAUCCAACACCACCACACCCCCCACCUCACAUGCCCCCUACGCAUCCUCCCCCAACUCACUCCUUCACCAGUCCACCCCCAGCUCACUCUCAGCCUCCCCCUUCCCACCCCCAACCCCCACCUUACUCCUCUUCCUUUAGCACAGCUUAUAGUACUCAGCCCCCACAGUAUACAUACCCUCCAAACCCAGCUGCCCCCCACCCCCCAACCCCAAUGUGCCACCUCCACCAUACUCAAAUGUGACACCUGCUGUUCCUCCCCCAACCACUUACGUCAACAGAUCUCAGUAUGACGGGCAGUACUCCACCGCGCAGUGGUCUACUCCUCCACCACAGACACCUCCUUCACAUCCCCCUGGGCCCCCUCUUCACCACCCUCCCCCACCUUCAGCUCAGUCCAGCCAAUAUUACAGGAAAAAUUUCUAAUGGGAUGGAUGGAUGUUACACAGGAUUAUUGUAAUUAUGUAGAUGCUGUGGACUUGGUUUCAGUGUAUUGUAAGGAUGCUGAUGCUGAAGUGUACACAGCAUUCUGUAAAUGACAAUUAUUGCUGGGAAUGUGUGGAAAGGUGGAAUGAAACAUUUUACUUAGAGAAAUGUGCAGGAAAACAGAUAAUAAUGGGAGACAAAAUUUUGGAGUGAAAUUUAUCUACUUAUAACAAAAUAUGUAAAAUUACUGGGUAUGAUUGUGAGGCCAUGAGAAAUCUUGCCAAGACUGCAAAGAAAUAUUGCAGUCAUGUGCCACAUUGUGUAUAAAGAUGUGCAAAUGUUAGUAUUUGCAAGUGUUCAAAUCUCUCGAAUGAUAAAAGUUGAAAUACUGUCUAUCAUGUGCUUGGUGUUGUUAAGGGGACCAUCUGUGAAUUGUAAUGCAAAGGAGUCAGUUGAGUGUUUUUGCUAGGCAUUUAAAGAAACUCUGGUGAUUGUGAAUGCUGAAAGACUUCUUUUAUUAGUAUUUCAUUUUUUGUGUUUUUUUUGUCAAGGUUAUGGGAAUAUUACAUGCGUCCCACCAAUUAUAGACAGGCCCUUUUUCAUUUUUCAGCAUAUGACGGUUAUACUGGCAGCGUUGAAUUAAAAUCUGAAUUUUCUUUUUAUAGAUUUCUACAAUUUAUUUAUCUAUUUUAUUGUAUAUAUAUUUUUUCCCAUCUUUUUAAGUAGCCUGGUUAACAGAUGGUUCCCUUCAAAGACUUUUUUUUCUUUUUUGAGUGCUAGAAAUUGCAUUUUAUUUUUGAUGUUUAAAUAAUAUCAGCUGGGAUAUGAUGAUACUUUCACAUCAUAUGCAUAUUUUUUCCAAAAAAAAGAUUUCCAUACAAUAAAAAAUAACAUUGAA